AUUAUGGCACCGAGGAGAAUGGAGACCAAGCCGGUGAUAACGUGCCUCAAGACCCUCCUCAUCGUCUACUCCUUCGUCUUCUGGAUAACUGGAGUUAUUCUUCUUGCUGUUGGUGUCUGGGGGAAGCUGACUUUAGGCACAUAUAUUUCUCUCAUUGCUGAAAACUCCACUAAUGCCCCCUAUGUCCUCAUUGGGACAGGCACCACGAUCAUUGUCUUUGGGUUGUUUGGAUGUUUUGCCACUUGCCGUGGGAGCCCAUGGAUGCUGAAACUGUAUGCUAUGUUCUUGUCCCUGGUUUUCCUGGCUGAGCUGGUGGCUGGUAUUUCAGGCUUUGUGUUUCGCCAUGAGAUCAAGGACACCUUCCUUAGAACAUACACUGAUGCCAUCGUGCAUUACGAUGGAGUUGACGAGAAGAGCCAUGCAGUGGAUGAUGUACAACAGAGUCUGAGUUGCUGUGGUAUCCAGAGCUACACCAACUGGAGCAUCAGCACUUACUUCACCAACCAUGGCAUCCCCCCAAGCUGUUGCAUGAAUUCCAGUGACUGUAAUAUCCAGGACCUGCAAAACAUGACGGUUGCCGCUACUAAAGUGAAUCAAAAGGGCUGUUAUGAUUUGGUGACCAGUUUUAUGGAGACUAAUAUGGGGAUCAUAGCUGGAGUGGCUUUUGGAAUUGCAUUCUCACAGUUGAUUGGAAUGCUCCUGGCAUGCUGUCUGUCCCGAUUUAUUACUGCCAAUCAGUAUGAGAUGGUGUAAGAAGGGUGUGUGAAAUACAGCACCUGUU
Euleptes europaea (tarantolino) is the source of this 781-nucleotide messenger RNA. RefSeq names its product tetraspanin 7 (gene TSPAN7). Bases 4 to 753 code for a protein of 249 amino acids. Gene Ontology annotation, cellular component: membrane. The record is from RefSeq and is a predicted model, not a curated record. Lineage: Eukaryota; Metazoa; Chordata; Lepidosauria; Squamata; Sphaerodactylidae. The transcript has 8 exons.